AUGGUUUCUUGUCAGACGUUUUUCAACACAAACACACACACACACACACACACACACACACACACACACACACACACACACACACACACACACACACACACACACACACACACACACACACACACACACACACACACACACACACACACACACACACACACACACACAACACGUGGUGCUCUCUCUCUCUCUCUCUCUCUCUCUCUCUCUCUCUCUCAUUCCUUCUCUCUCUCUCUCAUCUCAUUCUCUCUCGGCCAUCUGAGAAUGGGCAAGAAGGUGAAGACGGGAAAGGAUCGGCGGGACAAGUUUUAUCACUUGGCCAAGGAAACGGGUCUGCGCGCCCGUUCAGCCUUCAAGCUGGUCCAGCUCAACCGCAAGUUCAACUUUCUCCAACAAUCCAAAGUCUGCAUCGAUCUCUGUGCCGCCCCCGGUGGCUGGAUGCAAGUUGCGGCACAAAAUAUGCCCCCGUCCUCUUUGAUUAUCGGUGUGGAUCUCGUGCCCAUCAAGCCCAUCAAGGGAUGCAUUGGCUUGGUGGCGGACAUUACGACGGAGCGCUGUCGGCAAAUGCUGCGCAAAGAGAUGAAGCAUCUCAAGGCCGAUGUGGUGCUGCACGACGGUGCUCCCAACGUCGGUACCUCUUGGAUUCAGGAUGCUUUCACCCAGGCUUCGCUUGUGCUCAAGUCCCUCAAGCUGGCCACUGAGUUUCUUGUCGAAAAGGGCACCUUUGUGACCAAGGUCUUCCGCUCUCGCGACUACCACGCCCUCAUGUGGGUCUUCAAGCAGCUCUUCCGCAAGGUUCAAGCCACCAAGCCCACCUCCUCGCGUAAUGUCUCGGCUGAAAUCUUCGUCGUUUGCCAGGGCUUCCUGGCCCCAGACCGCAUCGAUCCUAAGAUGCUGGAUCCCAAGUAUGUCUUUGAGGAAAUUGACGAUGGACAGACGCUGCCCGACAUUUUCAAGGACCCCAAGCGCAAGCCUCGCGCCGAGGGUUAUGAUGACAACGUCAAGCAGAGCAUGUUCACCUCCAUCACGGCUGAGGACUUUGUCAAGAGUGACAAUCACUUGGAUCUUCUAGCCAUGCACAAUCAGAUUGUAUUUGAUGAUGACAGUCUGAUUGCCAAGCAUCCGGCCACGACUGGCGAAGUCCGCUCUCUCGCCGUCGAUCUCAAGGUCUUGGGCAAAAAAGACUUUCGAACCUUGAUCAAGUGGCGCCAACAGAUGGCCAUGAUGCUUGAAGAAGCUGCCAAACUGCAACGGGCGGCUGAAGGUGCUGAUGGCGAAGGCUCGGAGGACGAAGAAGAGGACGAGGAAGGUGAGGGAAGCGAGGAGGAUGGCGAAUCCGCUGAUUCGCAGGACGAGCUUGAGACAGCCCUGGCCGAAGCCAAGGCCGAAGAAAAGGCGAAACUCAAGCGCAAGCGCCGCCUCAAGGCCAAGGAGCACCGCAAGCUGCGCGAGCGCAUGGCGUUGCAGAUGGAAACACCCAUGGACAUGGCCGAAGACACAAAUGAACGCAUCCUCUUCAACCUCAAGGCAGUCAAGAACGCAGAUCAACUUGCAGCCCUGGAUGAGGGUGAUAUGGAAGCGGCCAUGGACCCGUUGAUGGAAGUGGCCGACGAAGCUCGUCCUCGCCGUCACAUCACCCUCGAUCUUAGCGAGGAAGGCUCUCACGCCAUGAUGGAGGAGGCCUUGGAGCGUGAUUAUGAACAGUACCUGGAGCGCAAAAACAAGAAGAAGCGCGUGGUUCGUCAUCACAACAAGAGCUCCGUCAUCGAAGCGCGCGUUGAUGGCCAAGAUGCAGACGGAGAUGAUGCCGAUUUUGCCGCCGCUGCCCCGGCUUCUGUGGCGGCUGACGAUGAGGAUGAGGCGUUGGAAAACGACACCGGUCUGCUGGUUCGCUCAGCCUCGAAGCAGCGCAACACGGCUGCCAUGUGGUUUGCCCAAAACCAGUUUGAAGACUUGGACGAAGACUUGGAUCUCGAUGAUGAAGAGGAGGAGCGUGCCGCGGCCCUGCGCAAGGGUGCCACAUCUAGCACCAACGGUGGCCCAGCGAGCAAGCGUCGCAAGACGGCUGAGGAGCUUGCCAAGGAAUAUGCCAACGAAGAGUGGGCCGAAGCUAUGGGCCUGCAGUUUCAUGCUGACGAUUUGGACGAAUCAGACGGAGAGCUGGACUCGGCUGACGAAUUUGAUGAUGAAGAUGAGGAUGAUAUGGAGGGGCUCAACACGGCCAGUCGACGUGCGGCAGCUGUGGCACGGGCUCGUGCUCAGGCUGAGGCCGCGGCCGAGGCAGGAGAGGAUGGCGACGAAGCGACGGAACAGAAUGCCGAUUUUGACGCCGCUUUUGCGCAAUUGGAUCAAGCGCUGGGCAACGACACCAAGCAGUUGGCCGUACAAGCUGCCGUGGGUGACCAAGUGCCCACAAAGAAGGGUGACAAGGGACGCAACCAGGGUGGUGGCUUUGAAGAGGUGCCCAUGGAUACUCCAGAGUCGAGCACUAAUCGCCCCGGUUUGGAUGCCGCUGGCUUGGCCAUGGCCACGGAAAUGAUUGUGCGUCGCAAGCGCCGCGAGAUGAUCGAGGCGGCGUACAACCGCUUUGCACACAACGAUGACCCCUUGCCCAUGUGGUUUGCGGACGAGGAAAACCCGCAUCGUGAGCGCAUUAUUCCCACCUCCCGUGAGAUGGCUGAUGAAAUUAAACAACGACAGCGUGAGAUCAACGCGCGCCCACUGCGCCGUGUGCUGGAGGCCAAGGCGCGCAAGAAACAACGUGUUGGCCGCGCCUUGGACAAGCUCACCAAGCAAGCAGAGGCUAUUGCUGAAAAUGACUCUCUCACUGAGCGUGAAAAGGGCCGACAGAUCCAACAACUGUACAAGCAGUACAACCGGUCACGCAACCAGAAGCGCGAGACAACAUAUGUCGUGGCAAAGCGCAGCCUAGCAGCCAAGCGUGCCGUUCGCCCCAAGGGCUUGACCGGACGCUACCAGCAAGUGGAUCAGCGUAUGAAGGCGGAUCGUCGCGGCAUGCGUGCCAGUGCGCGACGCCAGAAGAAGGCGGCCAAGCACCGUCAUUAAGCUUGCAUGCAAGCAAAUGCCUUAGUCGCCGCUGUCGUCUCGGGUUUGUGUCGCCCGUGUCCGUGGUAGUUGUCUGCGGUUUGCGUUGCUGGGCAGUGCCGGUGUGUUGCUUCGUCAAGCAAAGGACGCUGCUGGAGGGCCCAAGGCCCAUGUCAAUCGAGAUUUCGUGCUCAAAGCAAAGGUUGCGCGUCUGGAAUCAGCACGUGCGAGAAGAAGAAAAAAAAAAGAAACAUUUGAAAUUCAGGCACAUGAGAG
Molecule: messenger RNA, 3321 nt
Organism: Monosiga brevicollis MX1
Lineage: Eukaryota; Choanoflagellata; Craspedida; Salpingoecidae
Exons: 17
Coding region: 1-3066 (1021 amino acids)
Biological process (GO): maturation of LSU-rRNA from tricistronic rRNA transcript (SSU-rRNA, 5.8S rRNA, LSU-rRNA); maturation of 5.8S rRNA from tricistronic rRNA transcript (SSU-rRNA, 5.8S rRNA, LSU-rRNA); rRNA methylation
Cellular component (GO): preribosome, large subunit precursor; nucleus; nucleolus
Molecular function (GO): rRNA (uridine-2'-O-ribose)-methyltransferase activity; rRNA (guanine) methyltransferase activity
Source: RefSeq, a predicted model, not a curated record